Messenger RNA from Osmia bicornis bicornis, 977 nucleotides. RefSeq names its product lipopolysaccharide-induced tumor necrosis factor-alpha factor homolog. Bases 134 to 463 code for a protein of 109 amino acids. The transcript has 4 exons. Lineage: Eukaryota; Metazoa; Arthropoda; Insecta; Hymenoptera; Megachilidae. The record is from RefSeq and is a predicted model, not a curated record. Gene Ontology annotation, molecular function: zinc ion binding.
AAAAGCAACGCGAACUAUAGUUGGCUGCUGAAUUUCAAAGUGUUACAUCGAACGCUCAACGUUAGGCACUGUCAUUACAUAUGUGUAUAGUUGCUGUAAAUACAAUAGGUCUUUAAGGAAAGAACCAGAUAUUAUGUCUAAAGGAAUGUCAGCUCCACCACCACCUGGAUUUGUUCCACCGCCAGCACCACCAUCUUAUCAUGACGGACGACCAAACGUAGUUGUCAUAGGUGCGCCGCAAUUUGAUUCAGAACCGCAACGAUUAACGUGUCCUCAUUGUCACGCAAAUAUUUCUACAGAGAUACAAACACAAGCAAAUACGAGAACUCAUCUUUUUGCGUUAUUACUUUGUGUGACUGGAUUAUGGUGCUGUGCCCCUUGCCCUUAUUGUAUAGACUCGUGUCAGACAAAGAAACACUACUGCCCAGCUUGUAAAGCAUACUUAGGAGAAUCAGUCCAAUAAUUAAUUGAAUCUAAGUAUUGUCAUCGAUUAUUGUACAUAGAUACUAUGUAUUAAAACGCGUAUUGAUACAACUUUUUACAUGAUUUAGAUACAUGUAAUAAUUUUUUACUACAUCAGACAGCAUUUAUCCCAAUCAUAUUGAAAAACCAACGUUCUUAUUUCUUAUAGUAAGGAGUUUAGGUUAAUAGUUUGAAACUUAUAUUGUUAUAUGUAUUAAUGAUCAUUUGAAAUAAUGUUUUAUAUUAAUAAUAUGUCAUUUAAAUAUCACUACUAUUAUUAGGAUAGAUGUACCGACUUUGGUCACAAAGUAACAGUGCACAAUGAAGUAUAAAAUAAUCGCAAAAUUUAACAGCGAAUUUAUAAAAAAAAUUGAUUAAUUAAUUUAUGUAAGAAUGUAUUUUAUUAUUUCUCAGGCAAACUUAUAUACAGUGGCUCUUCAAUAUACAAUGUGAAAGGACAUGAAUUUAAAUCAAUAACUGUACCAUUAUUAAAUCAGAGAUAAUUUCUGAUAACA